GGUUGAUUCAAGCUCAAGGUCGGUUUGUUGCUCGUUUGCAUGUGUUUCCAACUUUGCAAAUAAAAGCACCGGCUUUUGAAUAUAAAGCAGUCCUGCAAUAAAUAACCAGGCAGAUAAUAUCUGCUUCAAUGCAUAUAUAUGUUGGUAAUAUAUUAAGUAAUGUGGGCCAAGUUAAACUUUAAGUGCUAGUAACUACCAACGAAGUGCUUCUGUGCCAAUGACUUUAAAUGGUCCAACGAAUUUUAUUCACGCUCUGUUGCUGUACGGAUUUCGAUGUCUAAAGCCAUAUUGAUUCACACUUUCUGGUGCCAGUAACAUUACACUGCAUAACUAGAUAUUGCAGCCCAAUGGAACGUUUAACAUUAUUUCACUUACGGCAAGCGCUUAGGAGUAAUGAACCGGAGACGAGCACAAUCCUUGAUCAAAUGGCUACAGAAAAUCUUGUUCGGCAGGUGUACAAUGAGAAACUUUGCCAGUGGAAAGACAACGCGCUUCGAUUGUUCAAAAUGGAUCAUGUAAACUACCUCUACAAGAAAAUUUACAAUCUACCCUCUAGUUUUGAACAAUUGGAUGCAAGUCAGUCCUGGCUGGCGUAUUGGAUGGUACAUAGUUUAGGCUUGUUGAACGCUGAGAUCCCGGAAGAAAUGUCUCUGAAGCUGAUAUCACUAAUAGCAGAUAUGCAGGACCCAAAUGGUGGCUUCGGCGGUGGACGUUAUCAAUUUCCACACCUUGCAACAUCAUAUGGUGCAGUUAACUGUUUAGUAUCACUGCGUCGUCGAGAUGCUCUAGAUAUUAUCAAUCGAGAUGCUUUAGCUAACUGGUUACGGGAACUACGCCAGCCAAAUGGUUCUUUCUUAAUGCAUGUAGGCGGAGAGGUCGAUGUUCGAGGUGCAUAUUGUGCUAUAGCAGUGGCUAGACUGACAGGACUUCUCAGAAAAUAUCCUGAUUUGUUUGAAUCAACUGCAGAGUGGGUGGCUAGUUGUCAGACCUAUGAAGGUGGUUUCGGUGGUCAACCGGGAUUGGAAGCCCAUGGUGGUUACACUUUCUGUGCUUUGGCGACAUUGUGUUUCUUGGGUAGAUCCGAUCUAAUUAAUUUGCCUAGACUAUUGCAUUGGGCAAGUCACCGUCAGAUGGCAACUGAAGGUGGUUUCCAGGGUAGAACAAACAAAUUGGUAGACAGUUGCUAUUCAUUUUGGCAAGGUGCUCUUUUCCCAAUAGUUGAAGAAUUGUUAUGGUUGUCAGGUGAUCCUGCCCUCAGUGAGACUGACACCUUAUAUAACUCAACUGCUUUGCAAGAAUAUAUCCUACUCUGUUGUCAGAAUGUAUCUUACACACAACGUUCAGGUUUAAGUGUGCAUCAUACAGACGACUCUUCAUCAUCCAGUGAAACGUCAUCUCUGAGCAGAAGUUCAAGUCCAGAAGAGAUUGCGUCGUCUUCUUUUGCCACUGACGGUGGACUAAUUGAUAAGCCUGGAAAAAAUCCUGAUCCUUAUCAUACAUGUUAUGCAUUAAGUGGAUUAAGUCUAGCACAACAUUCUCCUCGACACCAUAAUCAUGGACCACCACCACCACCAACAACAACAGACAAAAGCAAAUCUGACAAUCUUUCUUAUCCUUCCUCAAUUGUUAAUCUGUUGGGUGCAGAGUUUGGAAAUCAAUUGGUUGAUGUAGACCCUUAUCAUAAUAUUAUCCAUGACAGACUAGCAUUUACUUUCACGUAUUUCAAUGAGUUAGACAAUGGUCAAUCAUUGGAGUGUGCAGAACAAUUGGCUUUAAAAGCUGCUGAGAACAUCUACAUCUCAUCUACACGUUGUAGCCUUAGAGUAGCUGGAAAAGAGCUGGUCAACCAGAAGACAAAAGAGAUACUAAGUAACUAACUAACUAACUGAACAGUGUUAGUUGUUAUCUCUAGUUGUGUUGUUGGCCAAUACAACACGGGAUCUGAUGAGUAUACAUAACAUGUACAGCGCCAAAAUAAAACAAAGAG
Messenger RNA from Trichobilharzia szidati, 1987 nucleotides. Lineage: Eukaryota; Metazoa; Platyhelminthes; Trematoda; Strigeidida; Schistosomatidae. The record is from the annotation of a GenBank genome assembly.